Owenia fusiformis is the source of this 1392-nucleotide messenger RNA. The record is from the annotation of a GenBank genome assembly. Lineage: Eukaryota; Metazoa; Annelida; Polychaeta; Sabellida; Oweniidae.
GAUGGAUACUAAACAAUUAAUAGAGGAUCCACGCAAGGAGGUUGAGCCUAUCGACAACAGAGAGGAUAUUCCUCCUCCUCCGUACAGUACAGGAGAGGCUCCUGGGACAUCACCUCCACUCCAACAACAAUAUGGCCAACCAGGGCAUCCAUAUGGCCAACCAGGGCCUCAAUACGACCAACCAGGAGCUCAGUAUGACCAACCAGGGGCCCAGCAAGGGCCUCAAUAUGGCCAACCAGGACCUCAAUACGACCAACCAGGAGCUCAGUAUGGCCAACCAGGGGUUCAGCAAGGGCCUCUAAAUGGCCAAACAGUGGUUCAACAAGUGCCUCAAUAUGUACAUCAAAAAGGUCAAGGAUAUGGUCAACAAGUGCAAGCCAUGGAUCCACCACCUGCGUAUCCUGUGACAAACCAGACUGUGAUCACAACUCAACCAACACAAACAGUUAUCUUACAGAAUUCCCCACCACCACCAGACCACCUUGUCUGGUCUAUUGUGACAACACUGUUCUGUUGCUUGUGUCUUGGUAUCCCAGCCAUUGUGAUGUCCAUUCAGUCAAGAAAUUAUGCCCAUGAUGGAGAUAUGGGGAAUGCUAGGCAGAAAAGUAACACUGCCAGAACCCUCAAUGCUGUUGGUUUAGCCAUUGGAAUUAGUUCCUAUGUUGCCGUUUUGGUCCUGAGAUUUGUUGUAGGAUUGGAAUAUAACCUCAAUCACUACUAGAACCAAGGGUGUACACAGUAUCAAACAUUAGGUGAGGCAAGUUCGGCAAAUUAAGGCAAAUGAGGCACAUUUCUACCUUUGAAUUCAUUUCCAUUGAAUUAAUCGGAAGAAAUGUCUGAAAUAUAUACUUCUGUUAAAUGGUGUGGAGGCAGUUUCCUCGCCUGCCUUAUGCCUGGCUUCUUCUCCUAAGGAAGGCCUCACCCAUUGGAUUUUCAAACAUACUCUAUUUCCACUUGAUAAAUGUAAUAUAAAGGACUAGCUUUGUUUAUAUCAAUGAAGAAAUAUACAAUAGAAUAUGCUUUACUAUAUCAUUAUGUAUAGUAUUUUAAAAUUAAUCUUAAGACCGGCCACAGGUCAGAAUGACCUAGCAGUGAUUAACUAUAACUAUUAUGCACUAUUCAUAGCAUUAGCUGUUAGAAACCAUUUGUGAAGUGACAAUGAUAAUAUUAAUUUUUAAUAUACAUUGUAGAUUCAAAUAUUCAAGUGUGUUUCAGCAAAUCAGCUUGGAGUAUGUCAGUGCAUUAAUUCAAGGUAUAUGGUCAACUGAGCAGAAAUAUUAUUUUACAGUGCAUUAUGGUUCCAUAAAGAACUCAAUGACAUUAUUGGAGAGAGUCAUCACAGUGCAACUUAUGGUUUCAACUGGACGAUGUCAUUUUUAUGAAAGGAGUGAU